UUAGGUUAUCAGUACACAUGUAUUGAGACUCAGUUUAAUAAUCUUAUACCUAUAUAUUUUUUAAAUUUGUUAAAUAGUUUUUAGUUUAAUUAUGUUUGUUUAAGUGUUUCCGAAUUAUUGUGAUCUUGAAGAAGUAUGAGCAGUUACACAAGCAAAAAAGAUGGAAGUGAACAAGACGAUUUUUCUCCAGACGUUUCGACAAAUUCUAAUACUUUUCAUGGUUUCUCUAUGCCAAUACACAAUUCUGUGAAACAAACAAAUAACCAUAAUAGUAAUGAAUCUGACAAAUACGUACCCGAGAGGACAUUCAGAAAUGCUUUACCACAAAUAUUGGCGACAUCAGCAAAGAAUUGUCUACUUCUUACAUAUGGUAUGACAUUAGGGCUUCCAACCAUAGCUAUCCCAGCAUUAUAUACUAAAAAUGCAUCCAAUGAAAAAUUCAGCGAUACGCUCCAGCUAACCAGAGAACAAAUAUCAUGGUUCAGUAGUAUUAAUUUGAUAUGCGUACCCCUUGGUUGUAUAAUGUCUGGUGCAUUAACUCAACCUUUUGGAAGAAAACCUAGCAUGGUUAUGCUUAAUUUACCAUUUAUCAUGGCUUGGUUAUUAUUUCAUAAUGCUUCUACUGUAGUGGAACUUUACUUAGCUUUAGCUAUAUGUGGCCUCUGUGGCGGAUUACUGGAAGCUCCAGUGUUGACAUAUGUUGCUGAAAUAACUCAACCGCAUCUUAGAGGAGUGCUUUCGGCAUCAGCGUCUACUACAGUCAUACUUGGAACUAUGUCUCAGUUCGUCAUGGGUAACUUUUUACACUGGAGAAAGGUGGCACUCAUUAACACUUUUAUACCAAUAUGUGCAUUGAUAUCACUAUUGUUUAUACCAGAGAGUCCUCAUUGGCUUAUAAGCAAAGGUAGAGUUGCUGAUGCUGAAAAAUCACUUUGUUGGCUUCGUGGAUGGGUAAACCCAGAAAAAGUUCAAUUUGAGUUGUCUACGAUAAGGAAAUCCAUAGCAAUGAAUAAGGAAAAAAUUAAAAUGAAGAAAAACAAAAAAUUUUAUUCGUUUUAUAUCAAACGGACUUUUUUACUACCAUAUUUCAUCAUAACAGCAACGUUCUUUUUUGGUCAUUUUGGUGGAAUGACUACAUUACAAACUAACGCUGUUCAAAUUUUUGAGACAUUGGGUUCUCCAAUUAGUGGAUAUGCUUCUACAUUAAUUCUAGGAAUGGCUCAAUUGAUGGGAGGAAUUCUAUGUUUGACUUUGAUUCAUUGGACAGGCAAACGACCGUUAGCAAUAAUAUCCACUUUGGGAACAUCUCUAUGUUUUUUUAUCGUAUCAGGUUAUGCCUAUAUGAGACAAUAUAACAUUGAAUUGACCAACAAUAACACGUGGAUACCAGUCGUAUUUUUAAAUAUGGCCGCGUUUAUGACACAUAUAUCGAUCAGGUUACUUCCUUGGAUGCUGAUCGGAGAAGUGUAUCCGCCAAACAUACGAGGGCCAGCCAGUGGUGCUAGUGGUUCAAGUUCCUAUAUAUUUGCAUUUACUGCCAAUAAAUCAUAUUUUAUGAUUCUUGAUCACAUUAAUUUAUUUGGAACAUUUCUCUUAUAUGCCUCAGUUAGUAUAAUAGGAUGCAUAGUACUUUACAUAAUGAUGCCGGAAACGGAAGGAAUAUGUUUGGAAGACAUACAAGAACAUUUUGCAAAUAAAUCCAAAACAUUCGCAAAAAAGAUUACAAAAAGCGAUAGAAACGAAGAAAUAAAACAGUGGGCGGCAACGAACCCCGCUUUAGAAAUUGAACAAAUAGAAUCACAUUUAUAAAAAUAAUAAUUAUUGUCUUUUUUUAAUGAAUUAUAAAUAAAUCAGAACGCACUUGCUUUUGUACAAAA
Adelges cooleyi (spruce gall adelgid) is the source of this 1877-nucleotide messenger RNA. Its product is annotated as facilitated trehalose transporter Tret1-like. The coding region runs from base 136 to 1809 and encodes 557 amino acids. Gene Ontology annotation, cellular component: membrane. Lineage: Eukaryota; Metazoa; Arthropoda; Insecta; Hemiptera; Adelgidae. The record is from RefSeq and is a predicted model, not a curated record. The transcript is spliced from 8 exons. Gene Ontology annotation, biological process: transmembrane transport. Gene Ontology annotation, molecular function: transmembrane transporter activity.